UCAGAGUUGACAAGACAUUUUCCAGAGCCAGGAGUUUGUGGAAACAGGAUGGAGGAGAGCCCUGCAUCUCUAACACACUAGAUCCAUCACUCUUCCAGCCUUCUCUGCCCCACAGCGGCCCUGCGUUCCUCAAGAGCAACAGAAUGGACGAGCAGCGAUGCACUUUUCCUCCUCCUCUCAAAACUGAGGAAGACUACAUCCCAUACCCCAGCGUCCAUGAGGUUCUUGGCAGAAAGAGUCCAUUUCCCUUGAUUUUGCUGCCCCAGUUUGGGGGUUAUUGGAUUGAAGGGACCAAUCAUGAGCUGAGCAAUGGGAAUGACCCGGAGCAAUUCGUGUCUCCCACCUCACGCUACAAAUUGGAGUGCAACACCACCGCUAAGAUCUACAGGAAACAUUUUCUGGGCAAAGAACACUUUAAUUACUAUACAGUGGACAGUGCCCUCGGCCACCUGGUGUUCUCCAUGAAAUAUGAUGUUAUUGGGGACCAAGAGCAUCUCCGGCUCAUGCUCAGAACAAAAAUGAAAACACAUCAUGACGUGAUACCAAUAUCUUGUCUGACCGAAUUCCCCAACAUUGUCCAGAUGGCCAAGCUUGUCUGUGAAGAGGUGAAUGUGGACCGAUUUUUCCCGGUGCUUUACCCAAAGGCUUCCAGGCUCAUCGUCACUUUCGACGAACACGUCAUUAGCAACAACUUCAAGUUUGGAGUCAUUUAUCAGAAGUUUGGACAGACCUCAGAGGAGGAGCUGUUUGGGAAUAACGAGGAGGGUCCUGCUUUUGUGGAGUUUUUAGAGUUUCUGGGACAGAAAAUCGAGCUUCAUGACUUCAAAGGGUUUCGUGGAGGGUUGGAUGUAACACAUGGACAGACCGGCUCUGAGUCUGUCUACCAUAAUUUCCACAACAAAGAGAUCAUGUUCCACGUGUCGACUAAGCUGCCUUACACAGAGGGUGAUACACAGCAGCUGCAGAGGAAGAGGCAUAUUGGAAAUGACAUUGUGGCCAUCGUGUUUCAAGAGGAAAACACUCCAUUUGUGCCAGACAUGAUUGCCUCCAACUUCUUGCAUGCAUAUGUAGUGGUGCAGGUGGAGAAUGCCUGCUCUGAUGAUGUCCUCUACAAGGUUUCAGUAACAGCGAGAGAUGACGUUCCCUUCUUUGGACCACCUCUUCCCAAUCCAGCCGUUUUUAAGAAAGGUCCAGAGUUCCAUGAAUUCUUGCUUUCUAAGCUGAUCAAUGCUGAAUAUGCGUGUUACAAAGCUGAAAAAUUUGCCAAAUUAGAGGAGCGCACCCGGUCUGCCUUGCUGGAGACGCUGUAUGAGGAGCUGCACAUCAACAGUCAGGCCAUGAUGGGACUGGGAGGAGAAGAGGACAAACUGGAAAAUGGAGGAGGAGGAGGAGGAGGAGGCUUCUUUGAGUCCUUUAAGCGGGUGAUCCGCAGCAGGAGCCAGUCAUUGGACACCAUGGGCCUCAAUAUCAGGAAGUACACAGUCUCCAAUAGUCACAGCGGCAGUUUCGCCCACAACAACAACAACCUCCACUCACCAGAGACCCCCAAACCCCCUGGGAUAUCAUUGCUUGUCCCAGGCAAAAGUCCCAGUAAAUAUGGACGGCGUGGCAGUGCCAUAGGAAUAGGAACCAUAGAAGAGUCUUUGAUUAUUCCCGGAAAAAGCCCAACCAGGAAAAAGUCAGGACCUUUCAGUUCUCGGCGUAGCAGUGCUAUCGGCAUUGAGAACAUCCAGGAGGUCCAGGAGAAGAGCAGCAGAGAGUGUUCGCCAAGCACACAGAAGACCCCUGACAGUGGCCAUGCCUCCCAGGACCCCAAGUCAGAGAAUUCAUCCAAUCAGAGUUCUCCUGAGGUCCUCAUCACAAAGAACAGCUCGAACCUGUACUGUCGAGCUCCCUCCAUCCCUGAGGCUCAUGAUCUGUCCCGCUCCUCCUCCAAUGCCAGCAGCUUCGCCAGUGUGGUGGAGGAGAACGAAACAGAGGCCACAGAGGACUAUGACACCGGCAUGGAGAGUCUGUCAUCAGCAGAUACUCCUCAUAAACGAGACUCAUUCACAUACAGCACAUGGCUGGAGGACAAUAUGAGCACGAACAGUACCACCAGCAGAGGGAGCUCUCCUGGUCCAGGCAGAAAUCAGCAAACGGAUGGUGGAAAGAACCAAGAUCAAAACCGUACAGACAUCCGCAUCAAACUUGAGCGACCACAUGACCACAAAUCCUCAUCGAACUGCUAGCCUUUCCUGUUCGACCACCUUAUGGACACCCAACAACAGCAUUUCCAUUAUAAAAACCAAGGAGAGCUCGAGAUUGUGCCAUUACUUGAUGAUGAAGAAGAGGAUGACGACACCAGUCGUCAGCAGGAGCGACAUAUACAUGACCCUGAAACGUGAUCAUGUGACCAUUUGCCUUGUCAGCACAUCACUACCCUCACAGGCCUGACCAGAACCGGUACGGUGUAAAGUACAGCCAAAACCUGGCCCUCCUUCAGGCUUGUCCUUUAUUGUCCUCUUCUGUGAGUACAUCAGUAAAUGAAUGAGAAGCUCCUCUUACGUCACUGAGCUCAUGAAAGGUGAAACUAGCUGGUCCUAACACUGUGCUAAAAUUUAAUUAUACAAAGUUUUCUCCUAAAGGACUUUUCUCCUGCUUGCACGAUGAAAGCUUUUUUUCAGCUCUGUCCCAAAUGGAAAAAAGGCUGCAUAGAGCAUCCUUCUGAAAACUGCAAUGACAAAUGGGAUACUGUGAGGUUUUGAGGACAUCACAAACAUGCUGUCGUUGCACGUCUGCAAGAGACAGUAUAUGUGCCUGUUUGGGACAGGGCCAUUUCUCAUCUUCUGAUAUUGAUGUUUUUUUCAUUAAGAUUCCAGGUGUGAAAACCCUUGAUCUGAUUUAUUGCAACCCAUAAGUGCUGUGCAGAUACAUCGUUUGGCAUUAUUUAAGAGUAACUCCAAUCCAAAGGUUUUCUUGCAGAGAAAAAAAAUCAUUAACGAUGCUGAAAUAAUAACCACUGAAUAAAUAGAAUGAAUAAGAUUCCAGCAA
Messenger RNA from Danio rerio (zebrafish), 3033 nucleotides. RefSeq names its product RAP1 GTPase activating protein a (gene rap1gapa). Gene Ontology annotation, molecular function: GTPase activator activity. Gene Ontology annotation, biological process: regulation of small GTPase mediated signal transduction. NCBI's taxonomy places the organism in Eukaryota, Metazoa, Chordata, Actinopteri, Cypriniformes, Danionidae. The record is from RefSeq and is marked validated.